GACGACAGCAUCAGCUGAGAGACACAUCGCAGGGAGCUGGGUCGCUGUGAGUCACCUGACUUGUAUAUUUACACUUUUCUACCCUUUAGCACCUCUCUGCUUCACUUUUCAGGCCUGAGUAAAAAAAGAUUAUAUUCUUUUAAUCAAGAGGGGCAAGCAUGGAUGGCAUGACAUCGUACCAGAGUGGCGGGGCCCAAAAUGGUGACCUUCAGAAAUAUUCACAUAAUAUUGGUUCAAAUAUACAGAAAAUCUCUCAAAAUGUUAAAUCUAUGCAGCAGCUGGUGAAUCAACUAGGCACAGAUCAAGAUAAUCAACAGCUGCGAGCUCAGCUACACCAGGUACAGCACUACACUGGAGGUUUGGCCAAGGACACAACUGUAGAACUUAGAACAUUCAAGUCCUUAUCAGUACCCCAUGGUCAGGAUGCUCGAACAUGGCACAUGCAGGCAGAACGACUUACGAGGGAGUUCUCUCAGGCUCUGAAUGACUUCCAAAAUGCUCAGCGACAAGCAGCAGCAAAAGAAAAGGAGGCACUUAAAAAGGCUCGAGCGGAUUCUGAUGCUCAUUUUUUUGAGGAUCCAAGUCAUGGGGCGGCCCUUCUGGACUUGGGAGACACAGGUCUCAAAGGUCGGAAUCAGCAGUCACAAAUGCAGAUUCAAAUGGAGCAAGAACAAGAAAUGCAGGCACUGCAGGAGAGAGAGACACAGAUACGCCAGUUAGAAUCUGACAUCAUGGAUGUUAAUCAAAUCUUCAAAGACUUGGCAACAAUGGUUCAUGAACAAGGUGAGAUCGUUGAUUCCAUCGAGGCCAACGUUGAAGCUGCCCAGGUUCACGUGUCACAGGCAUCCACUCAACUCUCUCAAGCUAGGCAAUAUCAGAACAAAGCACGUAGAAAGAAGAUUUGCCUUGUUGGUAUUGGUAUCAUACUGUUGGCCAUUAUUAUUGGGCUCAUUGUUUGGUCUUCGUCAGGCUCAGGAUAAAUCUAGACGGAAGGUGGUUCUAAUCACACUUACCUGCCUCACGAUUGCCUUGGUGAUUGGUCUCAUUGUCUGGGCUAGUAACUGAGAGGAAAAUGGUCAGUGUAAAAUUUGCGAGUUCAAGAGAUGGUGGCAUUGGAAGGAAAUUUUGUUCCUGUAAAUUUUUAAUAUUCAUUUGAUUUAUGUGGAGGCAAGUUGUGGAUUUGUUCAUUGUCAUUGUAUGUGAUUUUCAUUAGCCUUGACCACUGGAAUGAUGUACUUUACUUUAUGUUGGUUUUGGGGCUUAGCGUCCUCACGGCCCGGUCAUCGCCCAGGCCUCGUAGUAAAAGUUUUUCUUUGUACAAAUUUGUUAAUUAUGAUUAAAUUUACUUUAUUAAUAUACCAAAUGGAAUGUAAUAUAGUUUGUGAUAUAAAUAGGAGCUUCAAGUGGCACUGUAACAACUGCAGUCAGUCAUGUUUAAAAUGACACAUUAUUGCAUGCAGCUAUCUACCAGUAUCAUGCUGUUGAUACUUGGUGCCUCUGGGCUAUAUGUUCUGUAAACAAGCUCACAAUCAUAGUCAUUUAAGCUUUUGCAGAACAUUAUUUAAUCCAAAUUCAAGUGUACAGUGACAAAAAUUUUGGGAGGGGGGAAGGGGGUGAAGGUAUUCAAUAUGCAGUAUCUCUAUAAAUCAAUAUUUUAUUAAAGUCAAAAGAAAGGUGGAGUUGGACAUAAAAUAGUUGAAAGUUGUAGGCCAUUUGUUGGGCAUAAAUUCAGUGUUGCAGCAUUAUGUUCAUAUUGUAUUGUAUUUAGAAUGAUAGCUGGCUGUAAUCUUCAACAGUGAUUUCUUUUGUAUGAAUUCACUAUAAAAAUAAACUAAAUACUGGUAUGAAAAUUUUUAUGCAGUAUAUUUUGCAAAAUAAUUUGGGCAAGUAGUGUAAUAAAGUCACCAUCAUAUACAGUACAGUAUUUGUUUUUCAACUGUUCAUAAAUAUUAAUUACUAAUGGAUAUUUUUUUUUUUUUUUUGUAUAUUAAUUGGACCUGCUAGAUGCAGAUGAACGUUAGUUUACCUCGUAUAAACCAGCCUAUACUGAACUAAUGCUUCAUGUUCAGCUUUAUUUAAAUUCUUUACGUAUUUCAUUUUUACUGUUUUAAUCGGAUUUUGUUUUUUCAAGCUUUAAUGUUACUAUAUUAAAUUUUUAAUCACCUAGUAGUUAACCGAUUGGCUUAGAACUCCCUGUUGAGAAUUACUAGUGGAAAUCACCACGGAGUGUUGGCUUACUGCUCAGCAGCCACGCUUCCUUGCUAAAUUUUUAUUCUGAACCAUUGCAUUAAUUUAUAAAACAGAUUGGGUGUGUUUUAGAGGCCAAUAUCUGAAUUGUGAAUGAUAUAGCAAUAUGUUUUCUUCUACAGUCUGUGGUUAUCUGAAUGUCCUAUGGUAGGGACUUAUUCUUCAACUUUUCCUAUUAGUUAUACAUUGUAAUUUUGUCUUUAAUUUGGGAAUUGUGCAGUAAUACCUCAUAAUGUUAUGGACGUACCAUCAGAUUCCAUAAGUUUCAAGUUCUUGGAAAUUUGGGGAAUGUAAGGAAUAAAAAUAAAGGAAAAUAAAUUGAGCAAGAAAUUUAUUUAAAACAAAAGGUGGUUGGACUGAAAUACAACUACAGUAUAAGGAAAGCAAGAGAUUUAUACUGUAUUUGUUUUUUGCAACAUAUUAAUGAAUAAUGAAAGGCAGUUAUGUUGCUAAAGUGUUUUAAAAUCCAUAACACUUCGUUAUAGACUUGCCCUCCUCCAUAAAGACAGUACCAAGGAGAACACACAAUAAUUUAAGUGCUUUAGCUAAAAUGUGCAGGAUACAUGUCAUGAAAGGCUUAUAAUGUCUCGAUAAUGUAUUGUAAUUUUGGCAUGAUCAAAUUAUGCUAUUACCGAACCAUGAGUAUGGUAAUACUUGUCAUUAGAAUCGUACAAAAUAUUGUACCCAUCACCAAGCAUAUGCUGCAAAUGCUCAGUCACUAACUGCUCCCAAGUACAAUGCAUUUAGCUAAGUACUGUGUAUAACUAAGCAGAGGCCACUGUAAAGAUACAUUAGAUAAAUGAAUAUAGGCAUUAAUAAAUAUAAUGUGAUGUCAGAGGUAGUGCUGAACUAAUGUGCGUGUGCGCCAGGUAUUGAGCUGGAUGCCAGCAGUAACGAGAACCUGCAUAUAAAAUGAUUGCUGGAUCGUGGUGCAGAAUAACCUAACUAAUUCCAGUUUUGGGUUCGAGGCCUAAAUCCCAACAACAGGUGCUGACCAAAUAUGUGAAACAUCCAAGAUAAUGGUAAGGCUGAUGCAAUGUAAUGAGUAAGUACUCAAUUGUUAAUCUUGAUGUUUAUUGUUUAGUUUUUAAUUUGCACUUGGGAAGGACAGAACUCUUGGCCAGAAUCCUCUUCUCGAAUGGUGCAUUUUAUGACCGAUAUAUUUUUUUUAACUAUUACCUGGUAUAACUAAUGAAAUUCUAAAAGUGGUUACUGGCAUUUUUCAUUAUGCCGAGUAAAAGUUUGGUUCAAUUGAUCAUUAGGACCAUGAUUAAAGAAAAGGGUUCAAUACUUUAUACAGUACAGUAUUUUGUUUGCUAUUAAGCUAAAUUUGCUAUACAGGGGUAAAUUAGACCUUUAAAAUUUAAUGCCUUUCCACUUGAAAAAAAAUUGAGUGAAGGGCAUUUUAAAUCUGGUUAUCAAAACAUUCUUCUUUCAACCUUGCACUACUCAUGCAAGCAUGAACUGUUCGAGGGCCUCAAACUUUAAUACCUGUAUGUAUAAUUUCUUUUCAUUGGUAGACAACUGCAUUGUAGCCAUUCAUUUGUUCAGAGAGAUCAGUUAUAGUUACAUGUCUUUACUGUCCCAGUCAUUUUGAUGUAUUCGUACAAGUGUGUGAUGUCAUUUUUAUGAUGUCUUAUGUUCGUAGCUCUUGUGACAGAGUCCAUUUUAGUAUUUGAUGGAAAUUCCUUACUAGUAUUGAUAUUAGCUAACCAAAAGAUUUUAUAUGUAAUGAGUAAUUUUUGUCUUGAAAAUUGUGAUACUUUGGUAAUACUGUACUUGUUAUUCUCAAGUUCAUCUUAGAGAAGCCUAGUACACCCAACUUUAUUAUGUGAAUGAAGGUUUAGUGUACUAGAUUGUGUUUUUGUAAUGCAGUGUCUUGUGACCGAAGAUGUAUGUGUUGUAUAUCUUAAAUGACUAGAAAUGUUUCAUAAGCUUUUAUUUACAUAGACAUUUUGAUGUUUUCCAACAUGGUGUAAGGAGAAUUAUUUUGGAAAAAUAAAAGUGUUGAUUUUUGCUUGAGAUGUUUGUAAAGUCUUGAUGUAUGCAACUUGCUUUAUGAAAGCUGCUGCUGAUAAAGAAUACUACAGUAGUUCAUCUUUCCUUGUGAUCUUAUUAUUUUUCUUUCACUUAAAAUAGUCAUGCAUGGGUUAUAUUUUUGGUUUACACUUUAAUGGAAACUUGUAUUUUUCAAAGAAAAUAUACACUGUUGUACUUACAUAUUUUUACCAAUGUAAAUUGUAACCUUCAUUAGUCUUUAAUCAGUUGGUCAUAUGUUCUUAUUUAGUCAUACAGCUUUAAUAGCAAAAUAUUAUAAUUUUAUAUAUGGCAUAUCAGGUGCUUAUUAUUUAAAUUACUGCUAAGUGGAGAGCCAUUAAAUUAAUAUCCAAUGUUUUAGUAUACUAGUCAGGAAAAUCAUUAGUGCCAGUUAACAGCCAUUAAGUAUUUUUCACUAAUGCCUUUAUUUACUGAAAUUACCUACCAUUCCAUUCACCAACUUUCCGACUACCAUUUUCCACCAUUCAUUCCAUUUUUUACCUACCAUUGUUUUCCUCGUUUCUGAAUUAUUUAUCAAACAAAGGCUUGGUGCCUUCUUUUGGUAAUUAUCAAAUGGGAAGACACAGUCGCAACAUUGUGUUUUAAGUGUAAUACUGUAUAAUGUUCGGCAUCUGAAAAUUUGGUGCAAUAGAAUGAAACGUACAUUUUCUUAAAAUUUUAAAACGCCCAACCUACAAAUGUAAAAAUAUGGGAAGUGAGGACACUUCAGUCCAUCCUGGAUAAUCAUCAGGUUGACUCAAUAAUGACCAGGGACAGACCAAAAUGUUGCCAACUUUAUUUUUAGAUUUGUGGGCUGGGUGUCUAAAUUGUCAGCAACAUUAUUGUGACUUGCAUCUGCUUAAAAUGUUAAUUUAGCAUAUAUAACUAUUCAGUACUGUAUAUAAAUAUUACAUCUUUAAGGAGAUACUUUACAUUCGAGUGCAAGUAAAUUUAUUGAGGUAUUGGUUUACAUUAUUUCUUUCAUCAUCUGUGAGCUACUUGGCUGCUCACAGAUAAUCUUCAAAUAGAUUGGUCACUAGGAUGAAUGAGUCAGAGGUUACGACCUAAUAUUGGCACAGCCAAAAGGGAAACUGGUAAGUGAGCAUGGUGGAUGGGUAUACUAAGACUGCAUGUUCCUCACACUAGGAUGCAUUAGCUAGCUGUUUUAAUUGUUGAGCGUUGUUAUUAUGUAUGUGAAUAUGGUAAUGCAUCCCCGCCCCAUGAAAAUGGGAGUGGGGGGUAAUGCAAUGGUGGGGGCAGAUAUACUCGUAAACUGUAAAGUAGCGUUCCUCAUGCUCUAAAACUUGUAUAAUAUAUAUAUAUGUAUAUAUAUAUUAAUUGGAGCAUUUGUGCAUUGUACAUAGUAAAGUAUUAUACAUGUGAGCAUCAUUCUUGGUUAAAAUCAUUUAUAUUGCAUAUAAUGAAACUAGAGUAGUUAUAAGCUUCUUUAUGUAAUCUGAGUAAAUAAAUUAUAUAUAUUAUAAUAAAA
Molecule: messenger RNA, 5773 nt
Organism: Procambarus clarkii (red swamp crayfish)
Lineage: Eukaryota; Metazoa; Arthropoda; Malacostraca; Decapoda; Cambaridae
Product: syntaxin-7
Biological process (GO): vesicle-mediated transport; vesicle fusion; intracellular protein transport
Cellular component (GO): membrane; SNARE complex; synaptic vesicle
Molecular function (GO): SNAP receptor activity; SNARE binding
Source: RefSeq, a predicted model, not a curated record